AUGCCAUUAAAAAGUUCUAAGAUAAUAUAUUUUAAAAGAAUACGAUGGUCUCAAACAAGGAAAUUGACUUAUAUUACAGCUACACCACUAAUAAUUCGACCGGCUACAACGGCCAAUGACAGUGGAAACAACAAUAAACCGAAUGUGGUACAUAAAGGAGGCUUCUCGCGACCCACAAAUGAUCAAAACGAUCUCAACGCAAUGAAAAAUUGGUCAAAUGAAUUAGUAAUGAAUCCGAAGGUUAGUACUGAAAGUCCUAAGGCAAUAGUUAAUUCUGCGAGUAGUAGUAGUAAGGAGGUCGACAAUUCGAAUAUAGGAACCACAUUCAAGUUCAUUUCAAAUGAACGACAAAUAUGCGAUGAACUCGGAAAACUAAUAUUUGAUGUUUUAAAAACACAAGGUCUGAAAGAGUGUGAUAUUUCCAGACCAUUUCAAAUGCUUAUAAAUAAAUAUCGAGACGAAGACAAGAUCUUUCCGUUAAAAUAUAUACUUCCGCUACUACGGUAUGUAAAACCUAAAGGGGAUACACCAGAUCUUAUAUUAUGUCACAAACUAUAUGAUAGCUAUCGGCCUUAUAUGGACUUACUGAAACAAAACGAUUCUAUUUCAUAUUUCGAAUAUAUAUCGAUGAUGAUUAAAAUUGAAUACAAACUGAAAAACUUCCAGACAUGCGAAAAGCUAUUUUCUGAAUACAUCCAAUGUAAUCAACCCAAACAAGAGAUCUUAUUAGUAGGCUUGAAAUCAUUUAUUGCAAAUAAUAACAUUCAAUUAGCGAAAGAAUUUUAUAUCCAAGUUUUGACGAAUGAAGAUAACUUCCCGAUGACAUCAUGGGAAUUAUAUGGUUUUCUAAAGGAACUUGAUAAGUAUUCAGAUUUCACUACUAUCGAUUGGGCUUUCAAAUUAUGGAUUCAAUUAAAAUGCAAAAGAACAAAAGAUAUAAAGGAAAUACCGAAUCAUAAAACUCUUCAACUAAUACAUAAGGCAUAUCUAAUGACAAACGAUAUUGUUGCAUUAAAAAAAUUUUGGGAACUAGAUGCUAUCAAAAGUUCAAAUUAUCGAAAAAAUAUACUUUCAGAGAUUACUGAAUUUAUUCAAAAUAUAUAUAAAAACAAACCAAACACAUUGGCCAACCCAUAUUGUAAUACUAUUCCAAAAGACAAUACUGUAAAUAAUAAAAUUGAAAAUUCCCAUUUAUCUGCUGGGCAGAUUGAAUACUUUUUGAAGAAAUUACCUAAUGAUAAUGCUCUUGCAAAAAAUAAUAGCAAACUGAAUUAUAAUAAUAAUAAUGAAGAAAUAUCUUGUACGCGCUACAGGUUCUAUGAAAUGCUUUUAAAGGCCUACAUAAAGACGAACAAUUUAAUACAAAUGAAAGAGAUUUUAAUACUGGUCUCUGAUGAUGAAAAACUGCCUUCACAUGAGAAACCAUCAUUACAUUUUCUGAUUUUUCAACUAUUUAUGAAAAAUGGAUCAUUUAAGGAAUUAUACCCUUAUUUCAGGCAAUUAAUUAAUGAAGAUAAAUUACCUUUAAAACCUGAAUAUUUUUUCCUUGUAUGGGAAUGUGCAAUUCAAAGCUAUCCCAUGGAAUGGGUUAAGUACUGGUCUAACUUGAAAAAGAAAUUAUUAACUGGAAAUAGUGAUAUGAAUGAUGCUGAAACCACGCAUAGUUAUAUUAGUAUCUUUCCCUGGUUAAAUGGAUUUAUUAAAAAAUAUUCUCAAGUAUAUGAAAAGAAAAUAAAUGGAAGUGAAACGAUAAAUGUUUCCUCAUUAAGAGAAGAUGAAUUUAGAAAUCUAGAGAAAUUCAACGCUAGUUUGAAAAAAAAGAAGUAUAAAGAAUGUGAAUUAAUUAUAUUAAAUUCAAUUAGAGAUGGUAAAAAACCACAUUUCGAAUUUUAUUAUCAUAUCUUAAAGCGAUGUUUAAUGAAAAGUAAAUCGGAUCAAAUACAUGCGAAUACGAUAAAAUAUGAUAUGGAAGAAAAUGUUAUGUUAGCUCGAUUGGCGGAUGAUAUCAUACGAAAUUCGUAUCAUUAUAUCCCGUUGAAGAUGGAUAUUUUAUGGUUAAGGCGAGAGAUUGAAGUAUUGUUUGAAUUAAAUAAUCCUAAAACUAAUAGUUUAAAAUCUGUUAAUUUUAAUACUGAAAUAUUAAAUCAAAUGAGAUUGAUUGAUAAUAAACUAAAAGACUUUAUUAAGCUCCAUGAAUUACAAAUGAAUUUCCAAAAUUAUCUUCAAUUAUCAAAUAUUUGUAUUAAAGUUCGUCAUUAUGAAUUAAGUAAGUUUAUACUUACUGAAAAGGCAAGAAAGAUUAUCGAUGCAAGUAAUUCAUUUCAAUGGAGUUUAUAUUAUAUGGAAAUAAUAAGAGUUCAUUGUUUGACAAUCGAUGCUACAUCUGUUUUACAAAAUUUAAAAGAGUGGAAUGAUAACGUGAAUGCAACGAUCCGAUCGAGAGAUAUUAUACGAAAUGUUAAAAACUCACUGAAAUAUUUUUCAUCAUCUCAUGUGGAUAAAGGUUCCAUUAAUCUUGAAGUUCAAAAGGAAAUUUAUGAUGAAGUCGAAAAAUUGACACGACAAUUUAUUGAUAAUAAGAUAGAUGGACGUAAACAAUUAAAAAGACUUUGCAAUUUCCUACCCACUUGGCUAGAUACAGAAAUGGGAAAACGAGAAGAAAGUUAA
Molecule: messenger RNA, 2667 nt
Organism: Naumovozyma dairenensis CBS 421
Lineage: Eukaryota; Fungi; Ascomycota; Saccharomycetes; Saccharomycetales; Saccharomycetaceae
Gene: PET111
Product: Pet111p
Exons: 1
Coding region: 1-2667 (888 amino acids)
Source: RefSeq, a predicted model, not a curated record